AUGCGGCUAUCAUUCGCGCUUUUGACGACCCUCUUGGUGGUCUCAUCCGAGAGCAAGUACAUUGUUCCCGGAGGUAGAUGGCAUGACACAAAUGGCUCAUUGAUCAACGCCCACGGGUCCGGAAUCACCUUCGACCAGAAAUCCGGCCGCUUCUGGUGGUUCGGCGAGUAUAAAACAAAAGAUCAACCGGAAGGCGGAGGCGUGUCCGUCUAUAGUUCUGAGGAUCUGAGUACCUGGACUUUUGGGGGACUGGCCUUAGCUCCAAUUGAGGGACACCAAUAUAUCUCGCCCAGUAACAUUAUUCAGCGACCUAAAGUGGCCUACAGUUCGGAGACUGAGGACUAUCAUAUGUGGUGGCAUGCCGACAAUUCCAAAUACGGCCUUCUUCUGCAAGGCCAUGCGGUAUCCUCUAGGAUCGGUGGGCCAUACACCUUCGUCGACGCAACUGCGCCUCUUGGAAACUGGUCCCAGGAUUUUGGCAUGUUUACUGACUACAAGGAUGGCCGAUCCUAUGCGCUCUACUCAAACGGGGACAGUGUGGAUGGGCGAGAUGUGUACAUCUCAAGUAUGAACAAAAAUCUCACGGCACUCGAAAAGACCGUGUAUCGGUUCCCAAAAUUUGAUCUUGAGGCGCCCUCUAUCAUGCAGACAGACAAAAGCUACUGGGCAUUGAUGAGCCACAAGACUGGAUAUAGGCCUAACAACGUGGUGGCAUUCCGCGCCGAUUCAUUGAGUGGUCCUUGGUCCCAACCAUUCAUUGUUGCGCCAUUGAACACGCGCACUUUUAAUUCGCAAUCUGGAUUCACGCUGAAAAUAAAGGGAACAAAGAAAACAACAUAUCUCUACAUUGGAGAUCAGUGGGACUCGAACUCUGUUUGGGAUAGUCGCUAUAUCUGGUUGCCGAUUCAGGUUGACGAGAAGAGCAAGCGUCUAUCAGUGGAAUGGCACGACGUUUACGACCUUGACGUAAAAACCGGUGAAUGGAAAUCAAUCAAGGGAAAGACUUACAGUGCGAAAGAUGCGACGAUACAGGGCGAUGCAUAUAAGCAGGAGGCUAACUUCGCCACCGAUGGGGUAAUCCUCACUGGAAUAUAUGGAAAUGACAGUACAGUCACGUUUGAGAACAUUGAAGGCUCCGGAAAACCUCAAUGGGUGUCAUUUUACUACCAAAAUACCGAUGAUAUGGGUUUCGGCGACCAACCUGGAGGUACCCCGGACAGAAUCGGCGGUUCGUGGCAACUUCGUAGGAUUAGCAGCGUGGUGGUCAAUGGAGAUUCGACAAACAUAGAGACCCUAUACCAGAGAGACACGCACAAAGGGAUAAUUCUCUCCACUCCACUACAGCUGACACUGAAGAAGGGAACUAAGAACAAAAUCACCAUUGGUGGUUUAUAUAAUGGGUUUGAUAACAAAGGCGCGGAUUUGGAUCGGAUAGUUGUGUAUCCUGCUGAGGAUUGA
This is a messenger RNA of Penicillium canescens, 1458 nucleotides long. RefSeq lists its product as uncharacterized. Gene Ontology annotation, biological process: carbohydrate metabolic process. The coding region runs from base 1 to 1458 and encodes 485 amino acids. Gene Ontology annotation, molecular function: hydrolase activity, hydrolyzing O-glycosyl compounds. NCBI's taxonomy places the organism in Eukaryota, Fungi, Ascomycota, Eurotiomycetes, Eurotiales, Aspergillaceae. The transcript has 8 exons. The record is from RefSeq and is a predicted model, not a curated record.